AUGGGAGCAGGGAGCCUCCCUCUGCACCUGCGCCUGUACUGCCCAGACCCCAAAUGGGCUGCAGGGGGGUGCCAGAGCUUUGACUUGCAGCUGGCACCAGCAGACUGGCACCAGACCUAUGCCACGCACACACUUGCUACUGUCUCAGAGGUCCAGUCCCUGGAUGGCCGACUAGAGGAAGCACGCAGCUCCCUUUGCUGUCUCAGCUGUGCUCCAAGACAGUCACUUGAGAGCCGGUGUGGUGCAGUGGUGAAUCAAGGGAAUGCCACGGCCCUGGGCUCAGGCCUGGGCUAUCUGGAUCACAUUUGCCAGCUUAUUGAAAAAAUUGGGCAGCUCCAAGAACACAACAUGCGCUUACAGAAGCAAGUCUGCAGUUUGCAGAAGGAGCAGAAGAUGAACCAGCUUAAAGAGGAGUAUUUUCUGCAGCACUGUUCCUGCAGCACUGCCAGCAUCUUGCUUGGCUCGUACCAGGAGGUGAAGAAUUUAUUUGCUGGGAAAAGCAGACCACACAGCCUCUUGGUGCAGAAUGGAAACACAUCCGACCUCUCGAGCAUUCCAGAAACUGGAGGAAGCAGAGCAAAAUCAGGCAGCUGUAAAGGGAGAGAAGCAGACCUGGGGCACGGCCGUCUGAUGAUGGGCUUAAAGUCCCCCAGUGAAAGGAGACAUAUUGGAGAGGGCCAUGGAGAAGACGGCACUGCAACGGAUUGUCAAGCUAACCUCCCAAAGGAGCAACCCAUGAAAAGAGGCCUGGACAUCAGCAGAAAUGGCUCUGGGGAGAGUCAUGCCUGGGGCAGAAUGAGAGAUCUUGUGCAAAAGACCAGGGGGCGCAACCAGAGCAGGUUGGGCCUGUCCUCAGCGGCCCUGAAAAGAUCCUGCCCUCAGCUUUACAGACCUGACGUUGCAACUUUGGAUUCAAGCAAAGCAGAGAGGAACUCCAUGAUCGCGUUGGGACCUGGCCCAAGGAACGGAUGCGCUUGGCCUUUCUGACGGGAAGGGCAGGUGGGAGAGGAGCCACCCCAGGGGGCAUGAGGAGAACACCCCCUGCCCAGCCGCUGUGGCCCCCUGGCCCUGCCCUUUUGCUGGCCUCCGGGAGGGCAGCACUCUGGGCCUGCUGCCCAAGAAUGAGGAAAGUGGGGGGGGGGCCCUGCUGAAGAUCCAAACCUCUGAG
Molecule: messenger RNA, 1168 nt
Organism: Sphaerodactylus townsendi
Lineage: Eukaryota; Metazoa; Chordata; Lepidosauria; Squamata; Sphaerodactylidae
Exons: 7
Coding region: 1-987 (328 amino acids)
Source: RefSeq, a predicted model, not a curated record